AUGAAGGAGGACAUGCAGAGGGUUGGUGUGCCAGAAGAGGAUAUGGUUGGCAAGGAGAUGAUGGUGUCCAAAAAUGGCUGUCCUCCAUCCAACCUGGCUGAUUGUGGUGGAAGUGUCAACCAGCUAGGAGGAAUGUUUCUCAACGGCAGACCUCUCCCACAAUCCAAGAGACGAAAAAUGAUUCAGCUGGCUUCGGAGGGAGUCCGUCCAAGCCAGAUCUCCAGGAUACUUAGGGUGUCCAACGGGUGCGUCAGUAAGAUUCUGAGCCGCUACCGGCGCACAGGACUCCUGGAACCCAAGACCAUCGGAGGAAGCCGCCCCCGACUUCUCACCUCAGGUGUCAUCUCUACAAUCAUCCAGUGCAAAAGGGAAAAUCCGACAAUUUUUGCUUGGGAAAUUCGAAAACGGCUUGCAGCGUCGCGGAUAUGCAAGGCCUCCAAAGUCCCCAGUGUGUCAUCUAUAAAUAGGAUUUUAAGAAAGAUCCACUUGGACCACGGACUGCCAUGCAUGGACCUCAAUGCUGAUAUCAGGGUAGAGCAGGAUUUUUAUUCUCUGGCUCAAGAAGAAGCAAAUAAGCAUGAGACGUUUGAGACAAUGUGCAGUAAUAACCAGAAAUCUAAAGGCGUCCAGCAUAGAAUCCGCACCACCUUCACACUGGAGCAGAGCAGAGCACUCGAGCAAGAAUUCUCUCGCAGCCAGUACGCUGAUAUGUACACAAGAGAGAAACUGUCCGCCGAAAUCAAGCUCCCCGAGGACACCAUCAAGGUCUGGUUUUCGAACAGACGGGCUAAAUGGAGGCGAGAAGCCAAGCAGAGAAGCAGUGCACAGACAGCUGAUGACUUUCAAAAGCAAAGGGACUUUAUUCCUGUGAAUCCAACAACUGCACAGAGCUACGCAUCUCAACAGGCUACUGGAAUGGCAAAAGUCAACCCUGAAAGCUCCUCGUUGUGCUGCACUGUCACCAGGAAGCUGCAAAAUAGCUGCUUCUUCCCAACAGAAACAGGUAUGGGGAAUUCUGGACGUCCUGCAUCCUUCUCAUUCCCAUCCUCAUUCCUCCAUCAGCCGAGUGACGUACAAAACAUCGAUAAGACUCAGUUGGAUCCCCACAGAGAUAGAUACACUCUCCCACUGGUUCCCCGUCACACAGAGAUGAGGAGAACCUGCCCUUUGGCAACUCAGACAGAAAGGUCGGACUGCCCGGUGAUUCAGCAGUGGAACCAGCAGGGGAUGCCUUUUACCUGGAGCCAGUUUCAAACAAAUGAGCAGUUUCUGUUUGCCCCCGGAUGUGAAUCAGCAUCACUGCACGGACUGAAAGUGAGACCACUGAAUCAGCAGGAAGAGCUAUAUUUUGACUGCAGCUUAAUUUCUUGA
Messenger RNA from Archocentrus centrarchus (flier cichlid), 1371 nucleotides. RefSeq names its product paired box 4 (gene pax4). Gene Ontology annotation, molecular function: DNA-binding transcription factor activity, RNA polymerase II-specific; RNA polymerase II cis-regulatory region sequence-specific DNA binding. The record is from RefSeq and is a predicted model, not a curated record. Bases 1 to 1371 code for a protein of 456 amino acids. Lineage: Eukaryota; Metazoa; Chordata; Actinopteri; Cichliformes; Cichlidae. Gene Ontology annotation, biological process: regulation of transcription by RNA polymerase II; anatomical structure development. The transcript is spliced from 11 exons.